Molecule: messenger RNA, 2184 nt
Organism: Momordica charantia (bitter melon)
Lineage: Eukaryota; Viridiplantae; Streptophyta; Magnoliopsida; Cucurbitales; Cucurbitaceae
Product: threonine dehydratase biosynthetic, chloroplastic
Biological process (GO): L-serine catabolic process; L-threonine catabolic process
Molecular function (GO): threonine deaminase activity; L-serine ammonia-lyase activity; pyridoxal phosphate binding
Source: RefSeq, a predicted model, not a curated record
AAUAAGGGAAGUGGUUCCCAGUUGUAGCGUUGUUAGAGCGAAAGGUUCACGUUGAGUUUGUGUAUUUAAACCCACCAUUCCCGCCAGAGGCUUCACACCACAACACAACCAAUUAGCCAACCCCUCACUACACUAUACUAAUGGAAGCCCUUCUUCUUUCCACAGCCAGUCCUCACCCACUGACCGACAUCGGUCGAGACUCUUCGCUCUCCUCGUUACACUCUUUAGCCAAAUCCAAUGAUCGAAUUAGAACCAUACCAAUUCGAUCCGUUGGGGUUGGGAAACUGUCACUGUCGGUCGUGGCGUCGGUUUCGAAACGACAGACCGACAAGACUAGCUCCGCCAAUGUCGUGGUGGAUGUCUCGGCUGCAGCCGUGACAGCAUCCAAGGAGGGUGAAGUCCCUGAGGUGAGUUGGAAGGAUGUGCAAUGGGACUCUGGCUCCAUCGGGCAUAGACAGCCCAAGCCCCCUCCCGAGGAAAUUGAUCAAACCAAACAAAUGAAGUAUUUGACCAAAAUUUUGGGUUCCGAAGUCUAUGAUGUGGCCGUUGAAACGCCCUUGCAGCUCGCCCCCCUCUUGUCCAGUCAACUGGGGAUCAAUCUUUGGCUCAAGAGGGAAGACACGCAACAGGUAUUCUCGUUCAAGCUCCGAGGAGCUUAUAAUAAAAUUGCCCAACUUACACCAGAAGAACGGGAAAAGGGGGUUAUCUGCGCAUCAGCUGGAAAUCAUGCCCAAGGGGUUGCAUUAUCUGGUAAUCGAUUGAAGUGUAAAGCUUACAUAGUGAUGCCUAAAUCUGCCCCCCCAAUUAAGAAAGAAGCAGUUGAGAGACUGGGUGGAAUUGUUGAAUCCUACGGUGAGAGUUUCGACGAAGCACAACAACAUGCACUACAACGGAGCGUCGACGAAGGCUUACCUUUCAUACCUCCUUAUGAUGACGAAUUAGUUAUAGCUGGGCAGGGUACGAUUGGGAUGGAAAUUGCUCGUCAAAUGAGGGGCAACAUACAUGCAAUCUUUGUGCCAGUUGGGGGUGGCGGUAUCGUCGCUGGUAUUGUCUCUUACUACAAGCUGGUUCAUCCAGAGGUAAAGAUCUUCGGGGUGGAGCCAAAUGACCAAAACUCCAUGGCGCAAGCAUUGCAUCUUGAUAAGAUUGUGAAUGUGACAGAUAUCUCACAUUUUGCAGACGGUGUAGCUGUUCAACAAGCUGGAAAUGAGACCUUCCGUAUUUGUAGAGAACUCCUUGAUGAUGUAAUUACUAUUACCCAAGACGACAUAUGUGAAGCAAUAAAGGAUAUGUUCAACGACGAGAGGAGCAUCUUGGAACCUUCAGGUGCUAUUUCAAUUGCUGCAGUCAAGGCAUACUGCAAAUAUUAUGAUAUCAAGGGAGUAAAUAUUGUGGCCGUAACCAGUGGUGCAAAUAUGAACUUCGACCAACUGCCUGAAAUUGUUGAACGUGCCAAUUUGGCUGGAACAGAGUCUCUGCUUGUGACUAAAUUGCCAGAGAAACCCGGAAGCUUAAAAGCACUUGCUGAUCUGUUGGAACAGAACAUCAAUUCACUCUCCUACAGAUAUAACUCUGACAAAGAGGCUGUUGUGCUUUACUCGCUUCAUGGAUCGGGGUCUGGUGACGUGGUGAAGCGGUUGAAAUCUUCUCAAUUCGAAACUCACGAUUUCUCAGACAAUCCUGCUCUUAAGGAUCACUUCCGUUACCUGAUUGGAGGAAGAUCAGAUAUUGAAGAUGAAGUUCUCUGUCGUUUUAACUUCCCAGAAAUGCCCGGCGCUCUGAGGCGUUUCUUGAGCCAUUUCAGCCCUCGCUGGAACAUUUCUUUGCUUCACCAUCAACAGAAGGGUAUAAUCAAUUCAGAUGUAUUGGUUGGAAUUCAGGUGAAAAAAUCAGAGAUGGAUGAAUUUCAUAAAAGUGCAAGGAAGCUUGGGUAUAGAUAUCAAGUGAUUAGUGGUGAUGGUGCCUCUCAAUUUCUAUUGAAACGGUAGAUGAGAUGGGUUUGUGGUUUAAUUUUAGUUACUGUGUUGUUGGUGUUGAUGUUGGAAUAAGUGGGGAUCCAAGUUAGUGAGAUGGAGUUGCUUCUACUUGUAUUGUAAUGGCGGCACGGUUGCCAACCAUCUACAUAUAUAUUGUUAAUAAAGUAAUGCAAGCGGUUUACUAUAACCACUUUGCUUUUUUAGCUUA